UUCAUCCUCCCACUUCAACAUCUUCUUUGCUUGUGCCUCAUUUUUUGCUGAGCUCUUAAAGCUUCCAACCUGACCAAGCACAGACCUGAGUGGGAAGACACAGCCCCUCACCUCUGCUGGAUGCCGCCAUGAGGCCCGUGUUCCUGGUGCUGUUCCUCACCUUCACUCUGCUGGAUUUCAAUGCUGGCCACAUCCUACCAGGAGCAGCAGAGGUGGGAAGCAGGAAGCAGAAAGUAUGGGCCAGAGCGGGGAGUUCAGUCAUGCUGCCUUGCUACCUGAGCCACAGAAAGAUGGGGAAGAGCUGGAAGCAGCUGCCUGACAAGACAUCUGUGCUGUGGAAGCGGCUUGGGGGAAGCACCCACCAGCAGCCACACGUAGUGCUGGAAGUGGAGGACUCGGGGCUCAGGAAGACAGCGCUGCCCAUGAGGCCCCGGGUGUCACUCCAGGACUCUGCCUUACGCAAUGGCAACUUCUCCCUGCACAUCAGCCCGGUGCGGAGCGAGGAUGCUGGGCUGUACGAGGCGCGGGUGGUGCACAACACCAAGGUGCAGAGCUGCCACGUGGAGCUGGGGGUCAUCACAGUAACCCUCAGUCCACCCAGCCCUGUGGUGGCAAAUGAGCCGCUCUUGUUGCGGUGCAACUCCAGCCACCGUGCGAGCCUCGUGGAGACCUGCUGGUUCCACAAUGGGCGCCAGGUCCCCACCUCCGGGUCCCUCUGCUCCUCACAUGGGGCUCUCUCCAUCCUCCGGCCAGCCAUGAGUGAUGCAGGCUCCUGGCGCUGCCAGCUCAGAUACUCUGAUAAUGAGAUCAUUUCUGCCACGUACAACCUGCAAAUUCUAGGUUUUGAAGGCCCAGCCAACCCCGUGGUCUAUGCUGCAGCUGGUUCUGCAGCUGAUCUACCGUGCACCUUGAGCUACCUUCCCAGUGCCUUUGGGACCAAUGUGGUGACAGCCCAAUGGAGCCGCCUGGCAGGAGGACACUUGCAAGACGGGGGCAUCUCCCACAAUUCGAGCAGCAGAAGCUUCCCCUUCCAUCUCCCUGCAGUGGGGCUCGGUGAUGCAGGACAGUACCACUGUGCUGUCUCUGUUGGCAGCAGGACGAUCAGCAGGGAUGUGACCCUGGCAGUGAUUACAGUCACACCAAGCAUCCAAGGACCGGUUUCUGAGGGGAGUCACUUGCUGCUCACCUGCAGCCUCACACACCGUCAGGGACAUGAACACUUCCAGUGGAAGCAGCUUGACUCAGCCCCCACUAACAGCAAGCUGGCCAAGGCCACCUCCCAUAACCUGGGGGGCCACAGAUUCCAGAUGGGCCCUACCUUGGAAAUACCACAUGUGUCACAAAAGGAUAUGGGCACAUGGGAAUGCAGUGUGUAUGGCCCAGAAGGCAGACUGGGAACAGUGGAGUAUGGGCUGCAGAUCACAGGUGCCCAGGUCUCCAGCCCUCCCACCAUCUUCAGUGGACAGGUUAUGUUUGGGCUCACAGUCACCUUCUUCCUCCUGCUUACAGUCUGUGUCCUGGCUCUGGCCCUAAAAAAAAGGGCACGGUCUCCUGCCUUCCCUGCCCUGGAUGGGAUGGUUGCAAUUGCUAUGCCAAGGAAGAAGGAGGUGGAGGAAAAGCAGAAAGAGAAGAUCCACCAAACUGAGUGCUGAUGGGAGCAGGGACCAGCCUGCAUGGGAGGAUGAAACUCUUCGUGCUAUGCUGCAGAGAGAUGGGCACUAUGCAGACCUCUCAGGAGGGUCUAGGGAUCACGUGAACAUAGCAGGAGGUUGUGGGAGAUCUGUACCUGCAAAAGGGCUGGAAGCUGCAUACGAGGGCAAAAUAUGACUCACCUCUGCAGCAGCACAGAUGCUUUGGAGCUAUUGGGAGUAUUAGAUCCAGUAGCUAUCGCCUACUCCAGUGACACCUCCCUCUCCCACCCUUUGCCCCUCCUUCAUGGCCUCUCUCACAGCCUUUCAAUGGUGGGACACUUGGACACAAGAGACGGCUGGAACCCAGCUCCUCUGCAGCCCAAUGGUGUUUUCAGCCUCCCCCCUCCCGCUUUCUUCUCCCUCUCCGCACCCUGCCCCGCUCUAGUGCUCAUUCAGUGGCAAAGGGCCCCCACAGAG
Messenger RNA from Melopsittacus undulatus (budgerigar), 2108 nucleotides. It is a transcript of the gene LAG3, whose product is annotated as lymphocyte activating 3. The record is from RefSeq and is a predicted model, not a curated record. The transcript has 8 exons. The coding region runs from base 129 to 1652 and encodes 507 amino acids. NCBI's taxonomy places the organism in Eukaryota, Metazoa, Chordata, Aves, Psittaciformes, Psittaculidae.